AGCUUGCCUUCCCAACCUACAGGGUACCACUGGAAUGACUAGCCACAUACGAAGUCACUCAGUCCACGGCCCCAUGAAAGGCCAUCCCGUGGCUCGACAUUACCCAAAUAUCCCGAAGCAGAAAGUGGUCCUCUCUUACGCUACUGGAGCCACCCUGAAUCCAGCCGACUACGGUUUUCAACCGCAUGAAUUGAAACUGAAAAAGUCUAAUGAAUUUAUUAACGAGGGAUAUUGCUAUCGUUGAUGAUAUGGGGUUUUCAUAUAUCCUUGUCUUGUUCUUGUUUUUUUUUUUGGGUGUGUGAUUUUCAUGAUGAGGUAAUUUUGAUUGAUGUAAGAUGGGUGCUUUCAAUCACCUUCGAUGCCCAAGAAAGAUAUCUAUUCUUGUCUGUUAUUCCUUCAUUUUGUUGUUUGUCAACAUUGUUUUUAAUUUAUUUGUCCAUUUGGAUCUAGAGCCAUACCAUCAUGGAUUAUGGUUCUUUGAUAAACUACCUGCUUUAAUAAUUUUAAACAUAUAACUUUGACUGCUUUGUGUAAAUGUAACUACUGUCCUAUAAAUACUUUUGCUUGAGUUUAUGUACUAUGGUGGUUGUACAUUGACUCAUCCAUCUUUAUGAUUUUUCACCAUUUAAUUUUCAUAUAAAGUAUUUUAUUUACUUUUCAUAUAAAAUGUAUUAACUGCUGUGGAUCAUUUGAUCAGAAUGAAAUUUGGAAGGGUAUACUUGACGAUAUGAAUCAUUUGAAAAAUAAAUGCAUAUAUAACACAAAAGAAAACAGUGCGACAAAAAUCCGGAUGAGAUGGUGUCUUGGAAGACCUGUAAAUUUAAUUUGACAUAACUUGGUGCAUCCAAGAUACUUGAGAGAUAGCAAGCUUAACAAUUGGAAGGAAGAAAAAUCAAUCCAACGGCAUCUUAGGAAACAUUAGAAAAUAAUGAACAAAACAAUGGCUAUGUAAUAUAAACAGCACCACUGUUCCUUGGAUCGCAAUCCGGUCAACGAGCAGGGGAGCCACGGCCACCACCUUAUCGACGGCCCCAGAUCAAGACACAGGAGAGAACCCGGGAUUCCCCGCCCCGACGAGAUGGACCCAAUGGCUUCUGCCCUCAAGCUGUAAUAAUUAAUAAACUAAGACGGAAGAAACUUGGCGUUUUCCGCAUGCGCUAAAUUUGGGUUCGGAUUGUAUCUUUCGCGCGAAAGAUUGAUUGAUCUUGUUUCACGACGUAGACCGUUGGAUCGCGCCCCGCGCAGAUCGCAAAGCACUCCAAACGCUCCAUUUGUCCCACUGCAUUUAGUUCUGGAGGCGAUCAUUGCGCGAUCCAACGAUGGAUUCGCGCGAAGCAAGGUGAAUCCUCCUUUCGCGCGAAAGAUGGAACCCCGGUCGGAUAAAUUUAGUGCCCUACUUCCGUAAGAGAGCUCCCUUGUACCAUUCCACGACAGGUGGGUCCCAUCGUAAAGUUCCCCGCCACACGUUCAUGAUUGGGUGCGCAUCUGGGUGUUUGUUGGAGUUUUCUCCCGACGCGUUUAAGAAAUCCGGUUUGUCUUAUUUUGGACAUCCUCCUGCUCGUCUUGGCACAUUUUUUUCAGCAAGUUAGACGACUUUUCUUUAGAUUUUUUAGUCCGUUUGCAUUCUUUUAGAAUCGUGGAUGCGUAAAAACUCACGGAAAAACACCUUUUUGUUUUUAUUUUCCCUUUCUGAAUCUCAAAGAUUUGCGAGCAGAUUUGAUCCAGAUAGGAGGAUCAAUUCGAGGGGAUAUUGUUUCUUUGGGAUCUGGAUCUAAAGAUGCAAUCUUUUAGAUAAAUUCCAAGUUCUUGGGGAAGACUCGAGCUGAGUCUCAGUGAAAGAUCUCCGUUUUCUGCACAUAUUUUAACUUGUUUCUCGAGGAGAUCUGGGCAAAAAAUAGAAGCCACUAGUUUCCAAAUGGGAACCCCGGUGGCUUCUCAGGCUUCUGAGGACAAGGAGAGUGUCGAGGAGACGAUUGGACUGACCGGCGACGCUCCAAAGGAGAAGGAAGCUAUUGAAGUCGAACAGCGGUGCCGAUGGUCCCCUUUCAGCUGGUUCCGAAUGCUUGCCGACGAGAUGCAUUGGAGCUUUGUGUUCGGCGUGGUCACCGUGUAUGGAAUCAACCAAGGAUUGGGCGGCGCCAUUUGGAGAGUGGCCUCGGAUUACUACUGGAAGGAUGUUCAGAAGGUGCAGCCAUCGGCAUCUCAGGUCUAUCAGGGGAUAACUUCCCUCCCCUGGAUUGUCAAGCCUCUGUGGGGCCUUCUCACUGAUGUUCUUCCCAUGGCCGGGUAUCGGAGGCGGCCAUAUCUUAUUCUCGCAGGUCUUUUGGGAGUUAUCUCUAUGCUUAUGCUGUCUCUGCACCAAAAACUGCAUGUUGUGUUUGCUUUGUUGGCCAUGACCGCAGGAAGUGCUGGGGUGGCUAUAGCGGAUGUGACUAUAGAUGCUUGUGUUGCUCAAAACAGUAAAAAUCACCCUGCACUUGCUGCUGACAUGCAAAGCUUAUGUGGAUUAAGUUCAUCCAGUGGAAGACUUCUGGGUUUUUCUAUCAGCGGCUUACUAGUUCAUGCAAUUGGUUCUCAGGGGGUAUUUGGUUUGAUGGGUAUCCCUUUUGCACUGGUAUUUUCAGUUGGAAUAGUGCUGAAGGAGACGCACACACCAAACUUUCCUUAUAAACAGGUAUACCAGAAGUUUUUGCAAGCCAGCCAAACUAUGUGGACAACUUUGAGAUGCCCUGAUGUAUGGAGGCCUUGUUUAUACAUGUAUAUGUCAUUUUCCCUAAGCUUGAACAUCCACGAAGGAAUGUUCUAUUGGUACACAGAUUCAACUUCAGGCCCAUCUUUCUCUCAGGGUGCAAUCGGCUUCAUUUUUGCGGCUGGUUCAGUGGGUUCCCUGCUUGGAGUUUUGCUCUACCAAAAUGUUCUGAAGGAUCAUCCAUUCCGUGGCUUGCUUUUCUGGAGUCAGUUGCUUUCUAGUUUAUCAGGAAUGAUGGAUUUGAUUUUGGUACUUCGUCUAAACCAGAAGUUUGGGAUGCCUGAUUAUUUCUUUGUUGUGAUUGAUGAGUGUGUUUCUCAAAUGGUUGGCCGGCUCAAGUGGAUGCCGCUACUGGUGCUUAGCUCCAAGCUCUGCCCCCAGGGCAUUGAAGGCACCUUUUUUGCUUUGCUUAUGUCCAUGGAUAAUGCUGGCUUGCUCACAUCAUCAUGGGGUGGUGGCCUGCUGCUUCAUAUGCUUAAGGUUACUCGAGUGGAAUUCGGUAAUCUCUGGGCUGCUAUAUUGAUUAGGAACAUAAUGAGGGCGUUACCAUUAGCUCUUUUAUUUCUAGUUCCUAAUGCUGAUCCAAAUUCUACCAUUCUUCCUGCUGACAUUCUUACUGGAAAUGAUAACACGGAAGCUAAUGAUGCAGCAGCAAUUGAUAUCGAACUCGUCUCACUUGUUAACAAAAGGUGAUGGUGAAGCAGGAGAAUUACCCAUAUGUCAUAUUUGAGACAUGCUUGAUAUUUUGAUUCCAUCAAAAAUUUUCCCAUGUAUCAUCCAAAUGAGCUCAGAGAUGCAUUGAUUGGUCAUAAAUAACAAGACUGGGAUGCUACUUGUGGAACCAUAUGGUGGUGACAGAUAGUAAAGCAGAGUUAAGAAACCUGCUGGAAUUCGACUUCAUUGUUUUUACUAGGAUAUCAUGAUCUUUGAAUAAGGGAAGAUUCUUUAUUUCUUUCUUGUUAAAGAUUUGUCUUGUAUCCAAUUCCUUUGUAUACUGUUGAGUUAAAAACACCAGUUCGAGCUGCCUGUUGACUGUAAGAGAACCAAGGAUUUCUUAACCUAGUGGAGCCAUAUCUUUUUCUUCUGCAGUA
Molecule: messenger RNA, 3840 nt
Organism: Phoenix dactylifera (date palm)
Lineage: Eukaryota; Viridiplantae; Streptophyta; Magnoliopsida; Arecales; Arecaceae
Product: putative folate-biopterin transporter 2
Cellular component (GO): membrane
Source: RefSeq, a predicted model, not a curated record